Rhincodon typus (whale shark) is the source of this 772-nucleotide messenger RNA. RefSeq names its product keratinocyte-associated protein 3-like. Lineage: Eukaryota; Metazoa; Chordata; Chondrichthyes; Orectolobiformes; Rhincodontidae. Bases 131 to 772 code for a protein of 213 amino acids. The record is from RefSeq and is a predicted model, not a curated record. The transcript is spliced from 5 exons.
UGGGUGCGGCUUGACUGCAUUCCGCUGAAUUAAUGUUGCUCCGAAACUCAAUGAAUUUUUUGAAAAAUUCGACAUUAAAGAAAGGAGACGGUGAUCGAUUGAAGUGAAAUUCAGCAGCGUGUGUUUGAAGAUGUGCAGAAUAGAUAAUCUGUUGGAUAGAAAGCAGCUGAUGAAAAUGGGAAUUGCCUUAAUUAUAAUUGGACAUUUGAACUUCAUUCUCGGAGCAAUUAUCCAUGGCACAGUCCUGCGACACGUUACUUCACCAGCAAAUGGCAAUUUGGUUGAAUAUUCCGUAACUAAUAUCAUGUCUGCAAUUUCAGGAAUAUUGACCAUUUGUACUGGAAUUGCAGUAAUUGUGUUAUCGGGGAAUCUGUGUCGUACAAUACUGCAAUACGUUGUCUUUACAAGUAGUAUGCUCAAUUCCCUCAUCUCCAUGGCCUGUAUACUGGGUCUGGGAGUCUCUGUUGUAAUCACCAUUGCCAAUGGUGGAAGAACGCUACUCACAGUUUGUCAUCUCAGCUCUACUAAGGAUGUUUUACAAGUAACAAAUGAAUGUCCAUUUGACCCAACAAGAAUCUAUGAUACCACUCUUGCAAUGUGGAUUCCAAGCCUGGUACUGACUGGUGUGGAGGCUUUUGUGUCUAUCAGAUGUUUCUUUGUCUCGGUGAAUUUAUUAGGAAUCAAGAAGAAGCGAAUUAAAUCUGACAGGAAACAGGUAAGAGAACCAAACAGUAAUACCUUCCAAGAUAACAGUCUGAUUCAUUUGGAGUGA